AUGAGACGAUGUGCGAGUGCGCUGUGCACAAACGCGCGGUGCCGUUCAAGUCUCAUCGCCCCGACGGCGCGACUUGGGAUUCGUCUAAACUCGACUACGUCUAGAGAAACCCCUCCACAUCUUCAAGGCGCGUCACAGCCUAGCACUUCGCGACCCGACCAACUACCAGCGUCCGAUGCACCCCGCAGCAGCAACCCGCUACCAAGCGAGGAAGAAGGCGAGAAGAAGAAAAAGCCGCUGCAGAAUCCCCGCAAUGAAGCCAUCCGUUACCGGUACGUUCGCCUUGUCAACCCCGAGACAGGCGCACUCGAACCACCCACGCUCCUCCGAAAUAUUCUCCCUACGCUCGACCGCAAGACCCAGUAUCUCGAGCUCGUCAAUGAAAACCCGGAGCCGAUUGUGAAGAUCAUCAACACCAAAAUGCUCUACGCGCGGGGCAAGGCAAAGAAGGAACGGCAGCAGCAGAACCGUCCUCCCGAGGAGAAGGAGCUGCAGCUCACGUGGGGUGUCGGGAUGGGCGAUCUGCAAUUCAAGCUCAGGAAGGCUCGGGAAGACCUCUUGGACGGGAACCGUGUCACGCUCAUCUUCGCAAUCAAGAAGGGGCAGAAAGUCCCUAGUCCACCGGAACAGCAGGCGAUGAUCGAGGAGGCCGUUCGACUGCUGGAGGAUGUGGGCAGGGAGCGGAAGGAGAGGGCGGUCCAGAAGCAUAUGACUGCGUUGUUUCUGGAGAGCUUGCGGCCGCGGAAACAGACCCAUGAGCUAGAUUGGGCGUACACUGGGGGCGAGCCAUGGGAGGGGUUGAAGGCGGUCGAGACGGCUCUGUCAAAAGGUGCGCGUGUCGAGGUUACGUUCCAUACACCCCCGCCGCCCAAGAAGGCCAAGGACGCGCAGGAUGUGCCAGUUGAUAUCAAGGCGGUAGAGCCCGCCGAGGUCAAUAGGCGAUUGGAGGAAACUUUGGCUGGAUUGACGAAGUUGGGCAACGAGUGGAAGCCGAGGGAUACUCGCAAGACUGCUGUUAUCGUAUAUCUAGAAGGCAUUCGGACGACAUGA
Molecule: messenger RNA, 1050 nt
Organism: Dichomitus squalens LYAD-421 SS1
Lineage: Eukaryota; Fungi; Basidiomycota; Agaricomycetes; Polyporales; Polyporaceae
Exons: 2
Coding region: 1-1050 (349 amino acids)
Biological process (GO): mitochondrial translational initiation; ribosome disassembly
Cellular component (GO): mitochondrion
Molecular function (GO): ribosome binding; translation initiation factor activity
Source: RefSeq, a predicted model, not a curated record